AUGGCAACAGAUACGGGCACAGAAAUCCUGGCCGCUCCUAACGAUCGAGCUGAGAUUCGUCUAGUGAAUACAGACGAAGACUACAGGUCGUGCAGCAUCAGUCUGCCAUCAGAAUGGAACGGAACGACAUGUCCUGAAUGGUUCGAUUAUUUGUUGGCAGGGUGGAAAGGAGUCUUGGAUCGAUUGAAAGUCGCUGCCAUUGGUUUCGACAUAUUAAUGGAAGGUUGUAUUCCUUCGUCAGUAGGACUUUCUAGCAGUUCUUCAAUCGUGUGCGCUGCGGCACUUACCAGCUGGGCGAUUCACACUGGACAGGGGUUUGAAGGGAUUACACGAGAGGAACUUGCCACCUUGUGUGCAAACGCUGAGCAGUACGUUGGACAGCAUGGCGACAGGACAAUCCACCUCACGCAGGUAUUGGGCAGUGAAGAUAUGGCUGUUCGAUUUGAUUAUUUCCCUCUUCGAACGCGACUAGUGAAUCUUCCACCGAUUGUCGUAUUCGAUGUGCUGAACUGUGGAGAGAAACCGCAUACGACUACAGCCUUACGGGAGCAGCGAUUUGCAGAGGGACUGAUUGCCGGAAAGUUGCUUCUAAAGAACGCUGGCAAAACUUGCAUAUAUUCUCGAUUGAAAGACGUGCAGGAUGCACUAGGGAAGCAUUUGGAAGAGAUGAUAGCGCUGUGCGAAAGUCUGCCCGAAACUGCGACUCGGAACGAGUUGGCGUCGAUGCUUGGCUCAGACGAUCUUGAGGAGUGUUUCGCCGAAGGCAUAACUUACUCGUCGCCAUUCAAGCUUCGAUCCGUUGCUCGACAUGUAUUCAGUGAAGCACUACGUGUCGAAAAAUUCGAAAGGACCUGCGAAACACGAGAUUUGCUCGGGAUGGGAAUGUUCUUCAAUGAAUGUCACGAGAGUUGUAGCAGGGACUUCGAAUGCAGUAGCAAGGCCGCGGACAAGUUGGUCGCCAGAUGUCGUAUGGCUCGAGCCUAUGGAGCACAUGUGAGCGGAUGGAGUGGCACGGUUGUGGCGCUGAUCGACGACAUUCGACCGGUGUUUCUCGGUGAUAAUCUCGUCUACCACGCUUUCUCAGCACCAGGUGCCAGCGUGGAAUUCCUGUGA
Messenger RNA from Cooperia oncophora, 1113 nucleotides. The record is from the annotation of a GenBank genome assembly. NCBI's taxonomy places the organism in Eukaryota, Metazoa, Nematoda, Chromadorea, Rhabditida, Trichostrongylidae.